This is a messenger RNA of Lodderomyces pseudojiufengensis, 2448 nucleotides long. RefSeq lists its product as uncharacterized. Gene Ontology annotation, cellular component: COPII vesicle coat; endoplasmic reticulum exit site. Gene Ontology annotation, biological process: COPII-coated vesicle cargo loading; endoplasmic reticulum to Golgi vesicle-mediated transport; intracellular protein transport. The record is from RefSeq and is a predicted model, not a curated record. Lineage: Eukaryota; Fungi; Ascomycota; Pichiomycetes; Serinales; Debaryomycetaceae. The transcript has a single exon. Gene Ontology annotation, molecular function: zinc ion binding; GTPase activator activity. Bases 1 to 2448 code for a protein of 815 amino acids.
AUGCAAUUUGAGGAGAGAGAAGAUAAAGAUGGGAUUAGACUUUCAUGGUCUUCAAUACCGAGAUCGAAAAUACAACAUCAAAGAAACGUUGUUCCACUAGCGUCACUAUACACACCCUUGAAUGAUAAAAGCAAGGUUGAGCUUUUUGAUUCCUCGUGUCUUAUCACUUGUCGUACUUGCAGGUCUAUUUUGAAUCCUUUCGUACAUGUGAAUAAUCAAAUAUGGACUUGUCAGUUUUGUAGUUAUUCAAACCAACUAACAACAAUCACAAACGAAGAAGGAGAAACAAUCUUGCCGGUUGCAUUGAAUCCUCAAUUUACGACAAUAGAAUAUGAAACAGGAAGAAUAAGUCAAUUGCCUCCAAUUUUCUUUUUCGUUGUAGAUGUUUGUUUUGAAGGAGAAGAUGUUGAAGUAGCUUUUUCACAGCUAAAGGAAAAUUUAAUUAUUUCAUUGAGCUUGUUGCCAGAAGAUGCUCUAGUUGGAUUUGUUUCAUUCGGUAAGCAUGUAAAACUAUAUGAUCUAACAUCUCACGAUAAUUUAAGUUAUACGUUCAAUGGAAGUAAGACCUAUACUUUGGAACAAAUUCAAGAGGCAUUGGGGUUGUUAGGUGGUGGGCUAAAUACAGCAGGCCCUCAAAAAAACCAAGGACAGAACAAUAUACUUAGUCACUCUGCCAGACGUUUUUUGCAGCCCGUUAAUAUGGUUGAAUAUGAAUUAAUCAAUAUUAUUGAGAACUUAGUACCUAACGCUUUUUUGCAUGACAAUUUCAAGGAAAGACUUGACAGAGCCACAGGAAGUGCAAUCAAUGUUGCAACUUUGCUUUUGAAAUCAAUUUUUGGUGAAGGACAUAUUACUGGAGGUCAUUUAAUGGUAUUUUUGUCAGGAGUUUGUACAAUCGGACCGGGUAAAAUUGUCGAUAAGUUAUUGAAAACACCUUUGAGAUCACAUCAUGAAAUUGUUAAAUCACAAUCAUACAUCAAAGCACCAAUCACUUCAUCCGCUUCAAAUACAAAAUCUGACAUUGCAUUGUUCAAAAGUGCUAAAAAAUUUUAUGGUGAGUUGACCAAAACUUUAAUUUCAUUAGGUUUGAGUUGUGAUAUAUUUAUUGGAAGUUAUGAUCAGGUUGGGUUUUUUGAAAUGGAGGAUCUAUGUAGUAAAACCGGAGGUGUUGUGAUUAUGAGUGAUUCUUUCAGUACUUCUAUCUUCAAGCAAAGUUUUACUAAAUUUUUUAAAAAACAAGAUAUAGAAGAGGGAAGUGAGGAAUAUCUUGAUAUGGCUUUCAAUGCCAGUCUUGAAGUUAAAACUUCUUCGGAUCUUAAAGUUGAAGGCUUGAUUGGUAAUGCAACAGCUUUACCUCUCAAUAAAUCAAUACCAUCAAAUGAGAGAAUGAUUAGUGCUACAAAAGAAAUAGGAGAGUCCAAAACAAAUUGUUGGAAACUUUGUAGCGUAGACCCUCAAUCAACUUAUGCCAUUUAUUUCGAGAAAUUAGACAGUUCAUUAUCCUCAAAUUCUGCCUUCAUACAAUAUUUAUUCCAUUAUCAACAUCCUGAUGGAAAAAUGAGGCUACGAGUUACAACAGUACCGAUAAAUGUUAUACCUGAUUCUGACAACGUCCAAUUAGAAUCAGGGUUUGAUCAAGAAGCAGCAUUGGUUUUGAUAGCUAGGGAAGCAAUGCGAAAAGUACAGACUGACUCGCAUUUGAAAUUCAUAUCUAGUGAAGCGAUCAUCAAACAAUUAGAUCAAACUUUAAUAGAAUUUUGCACUAGAUUCGCAGUGUACAAUAUUGGUGUCAUGGAAUCCUUCAGGUUAUCAAUCUCAUAUUCCUUGUUUCCGCAAUUUUUAUAUCAUUUAAGAAGAUCACCAUUUAUUAAUGUUUUCAAUAGUUCACCAGAUGAAACUAGUUAUGUUAGACACAUAUUUAUGCAUGAAGACUUGGCAAACUCUUUAUUAAUGAUUCAACCUACUUUAUUAUCAUAUGAUAUAAAUACGUGGAAUUCUGAUUUAGAUGAGUCUGAUCCAGAUGGAAACACGAUAAAUGAGCCUGAGCCGGUAUUAUUGGAUUCAAUGAGUUUAGGUAGAAGCAAAAUAUUAUUACUUGAUACUUUUUUUCAGAUUUUGAUUUAUCAUGGCUCUCAAAUUGCCGAAUGGAGAAAAGCUGAAUACCACGAGCAAAAAGAAUACGAAUAUUUCAAGACUUUUUUGGAAGCUCCAAAGGCAGAAGCAAUUUCGUUACUCAUGAAUAGAUUUCCUUUACCACGAUUUAUAGAUUGUGAUGAAGGUGGGUCUCAAGCAAGGUUUUUAAUGGCAAAAUUAAAUCCUAGCACAAGCUAUGCAACCAACGUAAAUCAUUUUUACGGGAUUGGUGAUAGAUCCGAUGUGUUCACAGAUGACAUUAGUCUACAGCUGUUUAUGGACCAUAUUCAAAGAGUAGUUACUUCCAAAAAAUAA